This is a messenger RNA of Nothobranchius furzeri (turquoise killifish), 4536 nucleotides long. RefSeq names its product gastrula zinc finger protein XlCGF57.1. The record is from RefSeq and is a predicted model, not a curated record. Gene Ontology annotation, molecular function: RNA polymerase II cis-regulatory region sequence-specific DNA binding; DNA-binding transcription factor activity, RNA polymerase II-specific. Gene Ontology annotation, biological process: regulation of transcription by RNA polymerase II. NCBI's taxonomy places the organism in Eukaryota, Metazoa, Chordata, Actinopteri, Cyprinodontiformes, Nothobranchiidae.
UUCCGUGACGGAAGAAAAAAAUAGACGGAACUUCCGUCCGGGAUGCUCCUUCACGGUGUUUACUGUUUUUUUUUCUACAAGGUUGAAAAAAAGAAGCGGAUAAACGUAUUGGAAUUUGUUGUGCCCACCUCUAACAGCACAGCAAAUGUUAAUGGCGAAUAUUAACAAAAACGUGGAGCCAGCACGUCAAACAGCGACUGGAUGCAGCAGAGGGAGAAAUCUGAGAGAUUUACUCUGAAACAUCAGCCGCACACUCAGCAAGAGCUUUCACGUUUAACGGAAAAUGAGCAACGGAGGAAAAAGUCCCCAUGAUCAGCUGGGCAUGCUAGAUGUUCAGCAGACGGUGUUGAAUAAAGAAGCAGCUCCUAAAGAACUAAGCCCUGGUGUGAGCCAGAUGGACCUGGAGACCCUCAACGUGAAGGAGGAAGAGGAGGAGCCACUUCAUGAGAUGAUGGAGACUUAUGCCACCAGGAUAUCAUGCACUGCAGGUUCUUGUCAGUGUGAGGAGGAUGAAGACAAAUUUCUGUUGUCACAGUUCAAUCAGCAACAGGCUACUGACCGAGAUCUUCCAACCAGCAGCUUUUCUGUCCAGAUCAAAGGAGAAAGUGGUGAAGAGGACUGUGAAGGAGCAGAAAGUACCAGGAAUGCAGAUCUAAAUCCUUAUGAAGAUGAUUCCAACUCUUCUGGGACUGAUUUCAGUGAGAAUAAAGAUGACCAGGAAGAGAACAUAUGUGACUGUCAGCUGAAAUCCUUGUCAGACUCUGAGCCAGAAACUGAAGACAGUCAAAAAGAAUGGAACGAGAGUGGGUCAUCUGAGUCAGAUGUUAAGGCUGUGAACAAAUCUUUAAGCUGCCCUGAGUGUGGUAAACGUAUUUUCCACAAAGGGUCUCUCCAGAAACAUGUGAGAGUGACAAGUUAUUCAGCAAUGAGGUCUUCAAGAUGUUGGGAAAAUAAAAAAGGUGUUGGAGUGGAGCAAAAUGUAGACUCAUGCAGGAAAGUCCAGAAGCAACUAAAAUCAUUUAGUUGUGAUGAUCGUGGAUUUUCUUUUAGCGAUGAAUCAAAACUUAACAGUCACAUGAGAGUCCACACAGGUCAGAAACCUUUUGCUUGUGAUGUUUGUGGACAAAGAUUUGGCUAUAAGGCACAUUUUAUCAGUCACAUGAGAGUCCACACAGGUCAGAAACCACUUGCUUGCGAUGUUCCUGGACAAACAUUUAGUGAAAACUCAAAUGGACACCUGCAAGUCCACACUAAACAGAAACUUUUUAUGUGUGAUGUUUGUGGACAAAGAUUUAACUGUAAGCCACAUUUGAUUGGUCAUAUUAGAGUCCACACAGGAGAGAAACCUUUUUCUUGUGAGGUCUGUGGACAAACAUUUAGUCAGAAGACAGCUUUAAUAACUCACAUGAGAGUCCACACAGGACAGAAACCUUUUGUGUGUGAGCUUUGUGGAAAAAGAUUUAGCCAAUUGGCAAGUUUAAACAGACACAUAAGAGUCCACACAGGGUAUAAACCAUAUUCUUGUAAGUUCUGUGGACAAAAUUUUUUCCAUAAGACACAUUUAAACAGACACGUAAGUGUCCACACAGGACAAAAACCUUUUCCAUGCGAUGUUUGUGGAAAAGAAUUUAACCAAAAGACUAAUUUAAACACUCACAUGAGAGUCCACACAGGACUGAAACCUUUUGUGUGUGAUGUUUGUGGAGACAGGUUCAGGCAUAAGGUCAGUUUAAACACACACAUGAGAGUCCACACAGAAAACAAAACAGAUUUAACUACAAGGGUUCCUACUGGUACAACUUAAUGUUCACAUCCUAGAUUUCGGUUUUGUGCUUCCAGCGGCAGCUCUUUCUCCUAGAUCAAUCCAGGUUCUGGAAGGCUACUAGCAUGUGCUAGUUUCCCUGCUACACUAUUGACCCUUUGCACGUGACAUCACACCACUCAUGGGACUGCCCCCUUCGCCAUGAUGGACGGCAAAAAGACCGUUUACACAUUUAGAAACUCCGGUGAAGCUAGUCAAAACAAGCCCGUUUGUAGCCUUUAAUCACUUAUUUAGUUGGUUUCACAGUAAAAUGGUAACAACUUGCUACUUGGCUGGCUGCACUAACAGACAAGAAUGUAAAGUCAACUUUUUUUUCUUCUUCUUCAAAUAACGUUGAUCGAGACUGAGGACGGAGAUGAACUGCAGCGAUCAAUCAAACGGACUAGCAGCCCUCAGGUUUACAGUGAACAUGUUUUUACUGGGUAUGGUUAAUGUUUAUUUAUUUCAUGACGAAGACGGGGACAGGGACAAAUGUGUGCGUUCUUCUGAUGGAUGGAUAUUCCACCAUGGAGGAUGCGCGGUACCGUCCACUGUAGUGAAAUGCGAGAUAAUUAAUUACAAUAUUGCUCCAAUGUAUUUUUACGUGUGUUAAAAUUACGUUUUUUUAGUAUGAGUGUUGCCGUUAAGAGAGAUCUUGUCUCAUCCUGGUGUGAGAGCAGCAGCUGAACACGCGGUGACACCACCAGCAACAAAAACUAGUAGGGAUCCGGACGUUUCAGCUUCAGUGUAAAGUGAAACACUGUUUAUAACAUAAUGUUAUAAAUCCAGUCGGUUGAAUUUAGUCAAAGUAGGCAGCUUGUUUACAUCGGUGAACAGCUGCAGAGAGAACUUAAGCUAACGUUCGUAAGCUAGUUAAUAACAGUUAACUUUUGCAAAUAACGCUCUCUAUGAGCCCCAUCUAGGUGUGCUACCUCUUCAGAUAACUGAACAUGGGCUUGAACUAGUAGAGGGAAUGGUAAAGAUCGCAAAAAUCAAUUUCAGGCUCUACGUUUCCCUUUGUUUAGUACUUAUGUUGCUCACUGUUUACACGCUUUUGCCGUCCAGUAUGGCGGACCCACGUGAUUAGGUGACGUCGGUGCAAAGGGUCAAUACAAAGGUUAGAUUCAAUUCAAUGGUUAAGUCACCUGGUCAGCAAUUCAUCAAGCUCUGAAGAAGUCAUCACUUAUUAAUAUCAGGUGUGCUGGAGCAGGGAGGAAACAAAAACAUGCAGUAAUUUUCCAUUUUCACUUGUGGUAAACUCCUGUCCUAUUAGGGGGUGCGUGAGUGUGUCCAGCAGUAGCAUGUCUUCUUAAAGCGACAGCCCUGAAACCGCUCAUUCUGGAAGGAUCUGAACUCCAAUAUGAAGUUCAUGAUGCCUGUUCUUUCUAUACUUAUAAGUUUUUUCUAUUUGACAAUAAGUUUUUUGGGGGUAAAAAAAAAAAAAAGGUGGAUCGUUCUUCACCUGUACCAACAUUUUUGGCUUCUCACUUGAAGCCUUCAUGAGUUGUCAACUGUAUAGACACUGACGUGGCUUAUAUCCGGAACCCCUGUGCACGUCAUGUGGAGGGGUGAGAGAAUCUGUCGGGUCUGAGCGUCCUCCCACAUAUGAUCGGCGUUGCCUUGAUGAGUGUGUCCCAAGUGUUGGACAGUUUACAAGCCACCUCGUCUGUUGAUAGUUUUUGGUUCAUGUUCUAUUCUCUGAUUUGAAUGGCUUCUUUUAUCCAUCUUUUGUAUUUGUCACUUCCUCUUCCUACAAUGCAGAUGUUUUCCCAGUCCUUUAUGUUGUUGUUUUGCUUGCAGUGAUUGGUAAUUACAGAUUAGUGUCUCUUUUCCGUGGUGUGUCUUUUGUGUCUGGUGAGUCUAGCCUGAGUUUCUUUUUUGCCAUCUUAACGAUGUUUUGUUGGUUCAUGUGCCGAGGGACCUUCCAGUUUCUCCGCUGUAGCAUUUGUUGCAUGUGCAGCUGGGUACUUUAUAGUCUACCGUACAUUGCAUAGUUCUUGUUCAUUUUUCCUUUCGGAUGUACAAAUAAGUGUUUUAAUUUCUUAUGAAUUUUGGCUGUGGUGCCUAUGUGGUGUUUAUGUUGGGUCCUUCUGACCCGCUCAGUUAUUCCUUGUAUAUAUGGUAUUUUUACAGUUUUCUUUUAAUUCUGAAUUCACCGUUCAAUUAUGAACACGUUUUGUGUAGACCAUAGCACUUUUAGAACUUGAAGAAAAAUGUCAUGUGUUCCCUUUAAAGUCAUAACUACAGCUUUUGUUUUUCUGAAAAGUUUACCAUUGGUGUAAAAAAAAACAAGGUAAUUAUGGUGUAUGCCGCUUAUGAUGUCUUUUCCUGAUUAGAAAGAGGCAGUGAAUACUCCAAAAAGUAGUUUUUAAUUCAGAUUUAAGAUUCCUGUCUACUUCCUAAAGAGACUCUGGAAAACGGAAACAAUGGAAAAUGUUUUUUCAUGUUGUAAUUUUAAAAUGUUGCCCCAGUUCAAAUAAAAAAAUUCUGUAUACCAUUAAUUGAACUGCUAUAACAUCAGGUACAUUAAAAUACUGUAAUCUGAAGAAGAAAACCAGUUGAAGUCAAGGAAGAAGAGACUCAUCUAAAGCUCAUUUAUGAAGAACUAAAGUUCAGUUUACAUUUCUACAGCUUGCUAUCACCCUCUUUUUGUAGUUUGAUGACAUUACAACAAGUAGUUGAAGAACCUGUUAUAAACAUUAAGAAAUAGACGAUUAAAUGGCAUUAAUACACAU